AUUGAGUCACCUUAAUAACUUCGCAUGCUGUCAUCUUUUAUGCUGACUUCUACUAAUGUACUUUAAUGCACUGUGUCUCCUACAAACUUCAAUUGAGAUAGUUCUAGUCGCUUGAACUGCCUUGUGAGAAGCGCAAUUAACGGACUGACUCUCAAGCCACCCAAUAUGGCUUCUGAGCUGGAGGCGCCGGCUAAGCAGGUCCCGCCCGCUGCGGACCCCGAUGUUGCUGCUCCCGCGCCGUCGAAGCAGACCGUCGACCCCUGGAACGUGUCUGGUGAGGUUGGCGAAGAUGGAAAGCUCAAGGCGAUCGACUACAAGAAGUUGGUGGAGGAGUUUGGCACCAAGUUGAUCGACAAGGAGAUGUUAGAAAGAUUCGAGCGAGUCACCGGCCACAAACCGCACCGAUUCUUACGACGGCAGAUCGUCUUCAGCGAAAGAGACCUCGGACUCAUACUGGACCGACAUGAGAAGGGCGAACCUUUCUUCUUAUAUACUGGCCGUGGUCCUAGUAGCGAUAGUAUGCACGUCGGACAUACUCAAAUCUUCGAUUUCUGCAAAUGGCUACAAGAUGUCUUCGACGUACCCCUACUCAUCAUGCUUACGGAUGACGAAAAAUUCCUCUUCUCCGAGAAGAGAACUGUCGAGGAGGUCAUAGGCUAUUCGCGAACUAACUGCCAAGAUAUCAUCGCCAUAGGCUUUGAUCCCGACAAGACAUUUAUCUUCUCUGACUACGAAUACAUGGGCGGUGCUUUCUAUAGGAACGUUACUCGAUUUGCGAAACUUGUCACCUACAACACAGCAAAGGCUACCUUCGGCUUUGACGAAAGCUCGAACAUUGGCAAGAUUCACUUCACCAGUAUACAAGGUGCCACUGCAUUUGCGACUACAUUCCCACACAUAUUUGGCGAGGAUGAGAAGAAGACUGCCAGCAUCCCAUGCUUGAUUCCUUGCGCCAUCGACCAAGAUCCUUAUUUCCGUUUGACUAGAGAUUGCGCUGCCAAAUUGAGAUACGCCAAGCCUUCCUUAAUUCACUCCCGUUUCCUUGACGCGCUUCAAGGUCCUGGCUCCAAGAUGUCUGCUAGCGUUGAUUCUUCGGCAAUCUUCAUGAAGGAUACCCCCAAGCAGAUCAAGGAUAAGAUUAACAAGUACGCCUUCUCCGGUGGCCAAGUGAGUGCGGAGGAGCAAAGGGAGAAAGGUGGAGAUCCCGACAUAGAUGUGUCGUAUCAAUAUCUCCACUUUUUCAUGGAAGACGAUGAGGAACUUGCAAAACUUGGGCAAGACUACAGAGAAGGCAAAUUGCUUACUGGAGAGCUGAAAGCAAUAUGUAUCAAAUAUCUCCAGGAGUACGUCGCCGCAUUCCAAGAACGGAGAGAAAAAGUAACGGAAGAGUCAGUCAGACACUUCAUGUCAGUACGGCCGUUGAAGUGGCGAGGAAAUCCCAAGGCGCCAAGAAUCAUUCCUGUUGUAGAGGAUGGGUCAGCCAAGCCAGAAGGUGAAGGCGGAGAAGUGAAGUUGACGAAGAAUCAGCUCAAGAAAUUAGAAAAGGAGAAACAGAUAGCGGCGAAGAAGGCGGCGAAGGCCGCGGAGAAGGAAGCGGCUAAAGCAACUUCAUGACCAUGCUUGCAGAUAAAAAUAAACGAUGAGAAAUGAUAUACCGACUUUAUGUCUACUAAGUUCCAUUCUAUAAGCAAAGGAAUAGUCUAACGUAACUUACUAACACAGGGC
Messenger RNA from Annulohypoxylon truncatum, 1725 nucleotides. RefSeq names its product tryptophanyl-tRNA synthetase. Gene Ontology annotation, molecular function: tryptophan-tRNA ligase activity; ATP binding. Lineage: Eukaryota; Fungi; Ascomycota; Sordariomycetes; Xylariales; Hypoxylaceae. Gene Ontology annotation, biological process: tryptophanyl-tRNA aminoacylation. The record is from RefSeq and is a predicted model, not a curated record. The transcript has 7 exons. Gene Ontology annotation, cellular component: cytoplasm. Bases 166 to 1614 code for a protein of 482 amino acids.